Molecule: messenger RNA, 1348 nt
Organism: Diabrotica virgifera virgifera (western corn rootworm)
Lineage: Eukaryota; Metazoa; Arthropoda; Insecta; Coleoptera; Chrysomelidae
Gene: DCP1
Product: mRNA-decapping enzyme 1B
Exons: 3
Coding region: 21-1196 (391 amino acids)
Biological process (GO): positive regulation of catalytic activity; deadenylation-independent decapping of nuclear-transcribed mRNA; deadenylation-dependent decapping of nuclear-transcribed mRNA
Cellular component (GO): P-body
Molecular function (GO): mRNA binding; enzyme activator activity
Source: RefSeq, a predicted model, not a curated record
UGUGUACUUUAUUUAAAAACAUGGCUGAUUCCGUCGAGUUGCGUAUGAGUGUAACGUCUAUCAAGAGAGUAGAUCCAUAUGUAAAAGAUAUUCUUGCAAGUGCUACACACGUCGCUUUAUAUAAUUUUAACACUUCCAUUAACGAGUGGGAAAAAACUGAAACCGAAGGUGCACUGUUUGUAUACAGCCGAAAUGGAGAACCAUUUCACAGUAUUAUGGUUAUGAAUAGGUUAAACACUGACAAUUUGAUUGAGCCAAUUGUAAAAGAUUUUGAGUAUCAGAUGCAAGCACCGUUUUUACUGUAUAGGAAUUCAAAAAGUAAAAUAUUCGGAAUUUGGUUUUUUAACAGAGAGGAGUGUAUUCGUAUUACCGUUUUAGUAGAAUCUAUCAUGAAAGGUCUAAAAGACACUGGUGAUGAGAAAUCGAAAAAGAAAGGAAACAAUGUUGAUAUAUUUAGUAUGUUAAGUAAAGCUCAAGAAGAUUUUAAUAGAACCCCAACCAAACAAGAUGCAGUUCCAACAUUUUCUUCGACUCCUAGGGUUCCUGAUGUUACAUCUCAAAGUGUUAUGGACUUUUUUGCAAAAGCUAGUACAAAUACAGGCCAAAAACCGGUUAAUACAGAAGAACAUGUAUUGCAGAGAUUAAUGUCCAAUCCUGCACAUUCUGUUGAACAUAUAGAAAAGCAACAGAGGUCUAUAACACCUCAAGAUAGUUUAAUUGGGCAGCAAAAAGUGAUAUCUAGUGGUGAUCGAAGAAGUGUACCUAUCUCAUUUCCAAGUUCUGAAAAUAAAAUUGGUUCAGAAAAUGGAUUCCAAUUACACAAUUCCCUCAAAAGCCAAUCUUUGAUACAAAGCACAUCGCCACUUGCUUUUUUAUUGCAACAAAAUAAUUUAGGGCAGACAGAAAAAGAAGAAUCUCAUGAUUUGUUGAGUUCCUCCCCAUUUAGUCAGUUUAUAGAUUCACAGAAACCCCAUCUGAUGACUCCCAUGAUGUUCACAACCCCAAAACCAAAAGAAAAUUUGGACAGCUCCACAACUGACGCAGACCAGAUUGACUUACUCACGGAGAAACAAUUAGCCCAAGCCCUUAUUUACCUUUUAAAAAACAACGCCGAUUUCACUAAACAAAUUCACGAAGCUUAUGUAAAGUCAAUAAUGGAGAAAGUUAAUCUUAGUACAAGUAAAUCUUUUAUAUAAAGUAUUAGUUUAAUUGGGAAGAUCUUACUUGAAGAAAAUGAUUCAACAUUGACAACGGAACAGGCUUUUUUAAUUUGUACGUACUUAUUGACAACUGAAAUCUGGAAUUUUAUUGUACCUAAUUGAUUUUGUGAUUAUAUCAAUUUACAAGC